Messenger RNA from Triplophysa rosa, 4563 nucleotides. It is a transcript of the gene cacna2d4a, whose product is annotated as calcium channel, voltage-dependent, alpha 2/delta subunit 4a. Gene Ontology annotation, cellular component: voltage-gated calcium channel complex. The coding region runs from base 428 to 3727 and encodes 1099 amino acids. NCBI's taxonomy places the organism in Eukaryota, Metazoa, Chordata, Actinopteri, Cypriniformes, Nemacheilidae. Gene Ontology annotation, molecular function: voltage-gated calcium channel activity. The transcript is spliced from 40 exons. The record is from RefSeq and is a predicted model, not a curated record.
UUUAACACAGUUCCUACUGCGCUGAACACAGGAUGAGGGACAGAGAGAAAGAGAGUUGGAACUGCAGAAGUUGCUGGUCAGACAUCAUAAGUGGAACUCUAAAAGCAUCCAGAGAAGCAAGAACAACAUUUUUCUGUUUUCGGAGGGAGAAAACUUGUUAAAAAGAGAAUGAUGGAAGGAUGAGAUUUAAAUGCCAUGGGGGGAUGAUCAGGAGAAAACAGAACCGGAUGUAAGUAUUUAAGGAGAAGAUUCAGGAUAUUUUCCUGUGUCACCCAAAAACACACUUCGGAAUCUUCCGGAGUGCCUGCUGUGCUGAACGCAUCAACUGUCUGAUCUAAAAAUCGGACAUCAAGCCUGAGAUUACUGCACGCAGUCUUCAGGAACUGUGAGUUGGACUGCUGUUUUAUGCACUUGGUUGGAGGGUAGAAUGAGAAGCGUUGGCGUCACGCUACUCUGGGUGCUGUUUUCAAGCUGGACCAUCCAAACGCACGCUCAGAUGAGGAUAUCGCCCGAAAUAGUUCAACAGUGGGCCAGUGUGUUUGGAAAACAACUUUCCGCCUUGUCGAACAGAUACUCGGGCGCUCAACUCUUACAGAAGAAAUAUAAAGAUGUGGAGCCCAUCGUGAAGAUGGAGGAGGUGGAUGGUUUUAAAAUGGUGAAGGAAUUUGCUGAAGAAAUGGAGAACAUGCUGGGCAGGAAGAUGAAAUCAGUCAAGAGAAUGGCAGAGACAGCAGAGGAUGCAGAUUUAUAUCACGAGUAUAACGCAACAUUAGAGUUUGACUACUGCAAUUCAAUGUUGAUUAACACGCUGGAUGAGGAAGGAAACUAUGUGUCGCUGGGUGGUGAAUUUGCUCUGGAGGAGAAUGAACACUUUAACAAACUGCCAGUUAACACCCAGCAGAGUGUCAUACAAGUGCCCACCAAUGUCUAUAACAAAGACCCUGAUAUUCUGAACGGGGUGUUUAUGUCAGAAGCUCUAAACGAAGUGUUUGUCAGUAACUUUGAAAAGGACCCGACUCUUACGUGGCAGUAUUUCGGCAGUUCAACAGGAUUUUUCAGACUUUACCCCGGAAUCAAGUGGACACCUGAUGAAAAUGGAGUUGUCACAUUUGAUGGCAGGAAUCGCAACUGGUAUAUCCAGGCUGCGACGUCCCCCAAAGAUAUCAUCAUCGCUGUGGACAUAAGCGGCAGUAUGAAGGGUUUAAGGCUUACUAUCGCAAAACACACCAUAAACACCAUUCUAGAUACACUCGGCGAAAACGACUUUGUCAACGUCAUCGCAUAUAGUGAUUAUGUCCGAUAUGUAGAGCCCUGUUUUAAAGGUACACUGGUACAGGCCGACCUGGACAACCGGGAGCACUUUAAACUGCUGGUGGAGGAGUUGCAGGUGAAGGGUGAAGGCAAAGUAAAGAAAGCCAUGAAAGAGUCCUUCAAGAUUCUGAAUGAGGCAUCAGCAGAGGGCAGGGGUAGUUUAUGUAACCAAGCAAUAAUGUUGAUCACUGAUGGGGCCAUGGAAGAUUUUCAGCAGGUGUUUGAGGAGUUCAACUGGCCAGACCGCAAGGUGCGUGUUUUCACUUAUCUGAUUGGACGAGAGCUGACAUUUGCUGACAAUGUCAAAUGGAUUGCCUGCAACAAUAAAGGUUACUACAUGCACAUCUCAACUUUGGCGGAUGUACAGGAGAAUGUGAUGGAAUAUCUUCAUGUGCUCAGCAGGCCAAUGGUCAUCAACCAUGAUCAUGACAUCAUUUGGACGGAGGCUUACAUGGACAGUGUGCUACCAAAUACAGCUGAGCUUUUUAACACACAGGCCGAGAGCUUGCUGCUGAUGACGUCUGUGGCCAUGCCUGUCUUCAGCAAGAAAGAAGAAACACUGUCCCAUGGCAUCCUCCUUGGUGUGGUUGGCACUGAUGUCCCUUUGAAAGAGCUCAUGAGAUUGGCUCCUCGAUACAAGCUCGGGGUUCACGGCUAUGCGUUCCUGAACACCAACAAUGGUUAUAUCCUCUCCCAUCCCGACCUUCGACCUCUCUAUAAAGAGGGAAAGAAGCUCAAGCCAAAGCCAAACUAUAACAGCGUGGAUCUCUCAGAGGUGGAGUGGGAGGAUACAGAAGACGCAUUGAGAACAGCAAUGGUAAAAGGGGAAACUGGCACACUCUCUCUGGAUGUCAGAGCGACGGUAGACAAAGGAAGAACAGUUGUUUUCCUGAAAAAUGAAUAUUAUUACACUACCAUCAAUGAAACUCCUUUCAGCCUUGGAACUGUACUUACCAAAGGUUACGGGAAGAAUGCUUUCAUUGGAAAUGUGUCAGUGGAAGAAGGCCUGCAUGACCUGACUGCAUCUGAUGUCACUAUAGCUAACGAAUGGACGUACUGCGAGACGGACAUUGAUCCACAUCACCGAAAGCUCACGCAGUUUCAGGCAGUGGUUCGAUACCUGACGGGGAAAGAACCGGACCUGGAGUGUGAUGAAAAGCUCCUGCAGCAGACUCUCUUUGACGCAGUGGUCACGGCUCCUAUGGAAGCCUACUGGACCACGCUGCUGCUCAACGCCUCCGGCAUCGAUGGGGGUGUAGAGACGGCAUUCCUGGGCACACGUUCCGGUCUCAUGAGGAUGAUCAGAUACACGGGCGUAGAGAAACGUGUGGCCAAUAAAUUCUUAUUACCAUCCGAUAAGGAGAAUCUUUUCACUAUGGACCAUUUCCCUGUGUGGUACCGACGGGCAGCAGAGUAUCCAGCUGGACGAUUUCUGUACUACGUCCCUGCAGGCGACAACAAACGAGCCGGCGGCAAAUUUGUGAUUGCUGUCACAUCUGUUACGGUCAACGUGAACAAAAAGACAGCCGUUGCUGGAGCCAUCGGGGUUCAGAUGUCUCUGGUGAUGUUAGCAAAAAGGUUCUGGUCCAUAGCCACUCAGGCUAAUGAAACAGAUUGUUCAGCAGUAGAGGGACUUUGUCCUUUGAGCUGUAUUGAUAAUGCUGAUAUUAACUGCUAUGUCACUGACAGUAAUGGCUUCAUCAUCAUUUCUGAAGACAAGACAGAUGUUGGCAGGUUUCUGGGGGAAGUUGAUGGCUCAGUGAUGUCACAGCUCUUGAGAAUGGGCAUGUUUAAAAGAGUUUCUCUCUAUGACUAUCAGGCCAUGUGUAAAGUGCAUUCUCACUCUGCAAGCAGCGCUCGACCCCUGCUCAGCCCAUUUUAUAACCUGCUGGCAACACUGAGAUGGUUCCUCUCAAACGGCCUGUUGUUUUUACUGGACUUCAACAUUUACAGUCUGUGGCAGUCAGAUCACUUUGUGGAAGCAAAGAGCUCAUUCCAUGCAUCCAGUAAGAAGUCAAAGGGGGGCCUUCUGCAACCAUGUGAUACUGAGUAUCCAAGCUUCAUCUAUGAGCCCUCAAUCAAAGAAACAAAUAGCAUCAUCAAGUGUGGGAGAUGUCAAAAGAUGUUUGUGAUUCACCAGGUUCCUGACAGUAACCUUUUGUUGUUGGUGAUUCAGGCAGACUGUGACUGUUCUAGACAGUAUUCACCUAUAACUUUGGAGCCCAAAGAGGUCAAAUACAACGCCUCAGUAAAAUGUGAUCGAAUGAGAUCUCAGAAAAUACGAAGACGGCCUGAAUCUUGCCAUGCCUACCAUCCUCAUGAAAAUGCCAAGGACUGCGGUGGAGCCGUGUCAAUUAGCCUAUCUAUUAUACUCUUCUUAGCAUGUUUAUUGAUUUCGGCGCUCAUCCGUCGAUGACAGUCUAACUCUCGAAAAGAAAUCACACAAUUCAGCAUGCUGUUUAUAUUAGCAUAUGAGUUAAACUAGAACAUAAGAUCUUACAUUUUCUACACUGAAAAGUCUGUUCAAUCAAGUGUAUGUAGCGUUCCUUGUUACAUUUUAAAAGUGUGGAUUUUUUUAAAGAGUUCUGGAAAUUUGCAUAGUUUGUUUUGACACUUUGUCUAAACAAUAUGCAAAAACAGACCAAGACCGAAUAAAAUGUGUCCAAUUUCUGGUUGAAUGUUGAAUUAGUGACUAGCCAUACCACUGUGAAUCUUUCUUUUACUCUGUUUGGGAAUUUGAAGAUGUCUUGUAUUAAACCCAUGUGAGCAAAUACAUUUUUUUUGACAAUACCACUACGCUUAAUUAAUUUAGGACAUCUGUAACAUCAUUACUAUUUUGAGAGCUGUCUCAUAAAAAUAUAAAAUUAUGUUUACUUUGUUGCAUGUUUUGAGGGGUGUUAUAGACUAGCGUGAAUGUGAUUAUUCACUGUCACUGUGCAUUGCUGAUGUCUAAUAAUUAAGUUACUUAUUUACAUGCAUGUUUAAAACCCGUACAUGAUUGUUUUCUGUGGAACACAAAAGAAGAUAUUUUGAGAAAUGUCUCGGUGGUUUUGUGUCCAUACAGUGGAAGUCAAUUGAGGCCAAUGUUGUUUGGAUACCUUCUUCAAAAUAUCUUUUUUUGUGUUCUGCAGAAAGUCAUACAGGUUUGGAAUGACAUGAGGGUGAGUAAAUGAUCAAAUAAUACACAUCUUUUUAACAUUCAUUAAGGGGAUUGGUUACAGGAGUCUCAUGUCUUAUUGUGCACCCAAAACC